UGGAGUGGGCAUAUUUUUACUCCAGAAUAAUGCUGUAUAUAAAAACACAAUAGACAUUUGGUGGGUUGGUGGUCAAGUUGCCAGAGAAAGAGAAGACAUUCAUUAUGGCUCCCAAAAUGGCAAAGCAGAGGAAAGAAGAGGGCAGCGCCAAUGUUUUGUCCAUGUUUGAACAAAGCCAGAUUCAGGAAUUUAAGGAGGCAUUCACUAUCAUGGAUCAGAACCGAGAUGGCUUCAUUGACAAGGCUGACCUGAGAGACACAUUUGCUGCACUGGGGCGUAUGAAUGUUAAAAUGGAAGAGUUGGAAGCAAUGAUCAAGGAAGCUCCAGGUGCCAUCAACUUUACGGUCUUCCUUACUAUGUUUGGUGAGAAACUGAAAGGCACUGAUCCAGAAGAAAUCAUUUUGAAUGCUUUCAGAGUUUUUGAUCGAGAAGGAAAAGGUUACAUAAAAGCAGAUUAUAUGAAAGAAGUGCUCAUGACGCAGGCAGACCGGUUCACUGAGGAAGAGGUGAAGCAGACCUUCAGUGCUUUUCCUCCAGAUCCCUCUGGUUAUCUUGAUUACAAGAAUCUUGUUUACGUUAUUACCCAUGGGGAAGAGAACGAUUAACAAGAUGUUGAACUGAUCCAUCAAGAAAACACAAUUCACCCAUGUUUCUUUGGUACUGACAUAUCAUUCAGUGGAAGCCAGAUUAAAACAUUAUUCUAAAUUA
Messenger RNA from Pantherophis guttatus, 708 nucleotides. RefSeq names its product myosin light chain 10 (gene MYL10). Gene Ontology annotation, molecular function: calcium ion binding. The record is from RefSeq and is a predicted model, not a curated record. NCBI's taxonomy places the organism in Eukaryota, Metazoa, Chordata, Lepidosauria, Squamata, Colubridae.